AGUAUACUAUCUAAGAGAUAUUUAUAUAGUAUUUUAUUUAAUUUUGAAGGUCCUUCUCUAUCUCUGUCAAAGCUAAAAAAUAACUAAGAGAAAAUAGGUAUUGUUAACCUAGCAAUUCCUCUCUCACGCUCUCUGUGCAAAAUCGUUCCUCUCUUCAGACCCUUUUCUCUCAUCGACCCAUUUGAUCUCUCUCUCCCUCUGCCUUUACCUUUUUUUCAGAAUCUUAAACGCCGCCGUAUCUCCGCCGCGAUCUCUGCUUUUUAUAUUCUCUCGAUGGCUGACGGAAAAUUAGAUCUACCUGAUGAUCUCCUCUCCUCCAAAACCAGCUUCGACCACUCCUCUCUCAAAGUUUUAGGUGAAGCGUGGGAUGGGAACUUGGAGGACAAAGGACACGUGGGGUUACUUGAGGGCACCAAAGAUCAAGCAAUUUCAGAGAGCAAUAUACCUUUGUCUCCACAGUGGCUUUACUCUAAACCAUCUGAUUCUAAGGUGUUAGCUACUGGAACAUCUGGGGAUAUAAGAGCCACAAAUUCGUUGUCCCAUAGAACCUCUGGUGAUUCCAAUCUGAAAGAUAGUUGGCGUCUGGAUGGGUCUCAGGACAAGAAAGACUGGAGGAAGACUGCAGUUGAUCUUGAAAGCAGUCGCCGUUGGCGUGAAGAGGAGAGAGAAACAAGCUUACUUGGCCGAAGGGAUCGCAGAAAAGAAGACCGUCGGGCAGAUAUUUCAUCGAUGAGGGAUGUUUCUGAAAACAAGCUUACUUCUUCAGAGAGAUGGAAUGAUAUUAAUAGUCGUAGUUCAGGACAUGAAUCUCGAAGAGACAACAAGUGGUCUUCAAGAUGGGGUCCUGAAGACAAAGAAAAGGAUUCUCGAACUGAGAAGAGGACAGAAGCUGAGAAGGAAGAAGCCCUUACUGACAAACAAGCUUUUGUAAGUGGGGGGCGCAUAGCUUCUGACCGUGAGAAUGAUUCUCGUGAUAAGUGGAGACCACGACAUCGUUUGGAAAUUCAUGCAGGUGGGGCUGCUUCUCAUCACAGUGCUCCAGGUUUUGGUUUAGAGAGGGGACGAGUGGAGGGAUCAACUGUGCGGUUUGCAGCAGGACGAGGUAGAUCAAAUGCUAAUGUAAGCCUACAAAUUGGGAGGCCAAAAUCUGCUUCUGUCAUUGGAUCUCGUCCUCUGGACAAAAACAAAUCAUUUAACACAUAUUGCUACCCUAGAGGAAAACUGCUUGAUAUUUACCGCAAGCAAAAGACUGUUCCAAAUUUUCUCACUGUACCUGAUGAGAUGGAUCAUUUAUCACCAAUAACUCAGAAAGAAACUGUUGAGCCUGUAGCUUUUGUUCCUCCUGAUGCAGAGGAAGAGGCUCUCCUUGGAGAUAUAUGGAAGGGAAAAACUACAAGCAGUGGAGUGUCGUACAACACAGCUAGAGACACAAGUGGAGGGAAACAAAGUUCUACACUUAACAGGGAGGAUAGUGUUGAAUCAGAAAUAAAUAGUACAAAAGAAGGUGGGCAGAGACGUGUUUUACCAUCUGACACAGGUGUGACCCAUGCUUUGAUAUCAGAUAGGGAAAUUGAUGGCUCCAUAAAUGAUGCUGAUGAAAUAAAAUCUAUUGAUAAAGGACAAGUCUCUGAUUUGAAAAUGCAAAAGCUACCUAGGUUGGAGGAUAAGGAAUCAUCCAUUCAUUUUGGAGAGGGUGGCGAGCUUCCUGAAGACUCAGGUUCUCUAUUUGAUUUUUCAUCACUACAGGCUACCCUAAGCCAUAACCAGAUAGAUAUUAAGGGAAAUUAUGAGGCACAUUCACUGGAAAGUGUUAUCCCUCCUGAGGAUUUGAGUUUGUGCUAUCUUGAUCCUCAAGGGGUAAUUCAGGGACCAUAUCUGGGAAUUGACAUAAUUUCAUGGUUUGAGCAAGGUUAUUUUGGUACAGACUUGCCUGUUCGAUUGGCAGAUGCUCAGGAUGGAUCUCCUUUCCAAGAACUUGGCGAUGUCAUGCCACACCUAAGCAUGAAUUCUGGUUCUGCAUCCAGUGGUAGUGCAGUUAUGAGAAUGCAAUUACCCGAUUCUUUUGAAGGUAGCUUGGGUGAGACCAUAUCUACUUCUGCUUCUGCUCUUGAAUUUAAGGGGUCUGACAUUGGAUGUGAUCAUAAGCAGUCUUUGUCUGCUGUUGAGACUUCUGGAACUGAUUUUCAGUUAAGACGACUUACUCAAAGUUAUCCUUCUGAGUAUCAGUCUUCUGAAGAUCAAAGCCUCCAUGAAUUCGUUGCUGCUCAAGAAGAGGAAAUUAUUUUUCAUGGAAGGCCCACAAGUGCGGGGGUUGAUCCUUCUAAAAUUUCUGGUGAAGUUCAAGGUUCUUUUGGCAAUCCUGCAAGCCAUUUGUCCAUUACAGAUGAGUUUUCAAAAACCAAUAUACCUUCUCAUCGAGAUGACGAGCUGCAUCCCUUUGGUUUGUUGAUGUCUGAGUUGAGGAGCCCAUCUGGUUUGAAGUGUUCUCAAUCAUCUAAUAUAGCUUCCAGCAUCGGUGAUAGGGGGCAGUUUUUAGAUCCUUUGCUUGAUACAGAGACAAACUUUAGUGAUCACAGUGUUGUUCGUACAGUCCCUGAACAGACUUCUUUUCCUGAGGCUUGGCCUGAUGAUUAUAGAAGAAAUGCUUUGUCUAACCCUAACAUUCAUCUAGGAACUACUGGUGGUUGGCCCUCAUCUCACAAGGAGCACGAAGACAAUAGUUUUGGCCUUUUACGUCAGCUAAUAUCACAAAAGCUGCCCAAUGAACCACUUCAAGAGGAAAAUCAUUUCUCUCAUCCCUUUUCAUAUUCAGCUGGAUUUGAUGUGGAGCAUGUCCAGGGUUUCGAUCUUAUGCUGAGCAAAAAUCUCAACCGCCAGAGAUCAAUCCAUCAUUCAGAUCCUCAUAUGGAACACCUUUUGGAACUUCAGUUUCAACAGCAGCGGCAGUUGGAACUUCAGCGACAGCAGCAGCAGCAGCUGGAACUUCAGAGGCAGCAGCAGCUGGAACUUCAGCGGCAACAGCAGCAGCUGGAACUACAGCGACAGCAGCAGCAGCUAGAGUUACAGCGGCAGCAGCAGCAGCUAGAGUUACAGCGGCGGCAGCAGCUAGAGUUACAGCGGCAGCAGCAGUUGGAACUACAGCUACAGCAGCAGCAGCAGCAGUUGGAACUUCAGCGGCAGCAGCAGCUUCGUCACCACCAAAUUAAAUUGUUACAGGAGCAGCAGCAACAUCUACAGCUGCCACAUUCUCAAGCUCAGCAAUUGCUUCUUGAUCAAUUGCUGCAGCAUAAGAUCCCUGAUCCUGGUUAUGGUCAGCAAAUAUUUGAUGCUGCUAGAGACAACAUAAUCGAUCAGGUUCAGUUACGAAGGCAUCUCCUUGCUGAAUUGCAACAGAAUUCUCAUGCUUCAAGGCACCUGGAUUCAUCACUGGAGCAGAUCAUCCAAGCGAAGAUUAACCAGGGUGCACUCCAAGGGCAGCAUGCUGAGUUUUUGGAUUUCAUGUCACAGGCAAAGUAUGGCAAUAUGCUUCCUUCAGAGCAUCAGCUUCGUCUUCAACAAGAACACUUGCAAGCGCAGCAAUUAUCUAUGGCACUUAGGCAACAAUUAGGAAUGGAGGGGAAUAGAAGACUUGCUGGUUCAUUGUCUGUAGAUGACGUUGGUCAGUUUGUUGGGAAUCCUGGCAGUCAUCAUCAGGCUCAAUCUGUAGGGUUGAAUACUUCAGGUCUUUACCAGCAGAGGCUAUCAUCUCUUGAAGAGCAUAUCUGCAAUCUUAAGCAGAAUCAUGCUUUGGAGGACCUACCAGAGCGAGGGAUUUUUGACCCCAACUCUACAGCAUUUGGCAGGUUGACUCUUCCUGUAGCUGCUCCUGGAAUGAAAGUAGACAAUGCAAAUUCUCUAGAUCUAGCAGAACAUCUUUAUAUGCACUCCAACAACCAACUGGAUCCAUUUUCUUCAGGUAACCACUCUCUUAACCAGCAAGUUUUAAGCAAUGUAUACGCUUCUCAUCCUGGUGCAAUGGAGAGCUUCCAUGCAAGGAAAAAUGGGCAGCUAGAAAAUAGUUGGACUGCAAAAGAGAUACCACAAUUAAAUCUUGAAGCAGAACUGCAAAGAAGGGAGUCUGAAGUUGAUUCAAGUGCUUGGGCAUCAGCUGGAGGGGUUAAUGAAAACUCUAAGAAGGCUUUAAUGGACCUUCUUUACCAAAAACUUGGUAUUCAAUCUAUGCAAUCAUCAGAAAUCGAUCGUCAGAAUUCUACUUCAUCUUCCAGAGGGCGGGAAACCUUUUGGCCUGUUUCUGGGCCACAAACUUCCAAUUUUCCUUUUAAUCAUUUUCCAAAUCAGGAAGUUCAUGUGAACAACUUGUUUCCGGAAGGCCAUCAAAAUUCUAAUUCAAGUGCCUUGUUGCAAGGUCAUUUGUUUGGAGUUGCUUCAAGUGCAUCUGCCAACCACAUGGUUAACUGUGAAAGAUUGCCUCUUAAAGCCAAUUCUGGCUCAUUUGCAGAAGAGCAGUCAUUCUUGUUGGGCAUUGAAGAUCCUUCUCGUAGUUGCUAUGCAGAUGCUAGCUUGAUGGGAAAAUCAGCUGUGGAUAAAGAAAUAGCAGAACUGGAAGGAAAAGACAAAGAAAAUGGAAUGAAAGGCAUGAGUACAAGGAAUGGUUCUGUGUCAGGGUCUGAGGACAAUGUAUUAGAGCAAGUAGAGACAACCUUGGACUGUGGUGACCUACCAAGUGGCAUCCAUAGUCGGCAUAGUUCUCUUGGAAUCGAUGGAAGCGGCAGGUUGUAUGGGUAUGAAAUUGGAGUAGAUAAGUCAGCUGGAGAAGAUGUUUCUAAUGAUAGGUUACCUUCAAUGCUGCCAAAUGGGCUUGACAAAGUUCCACAGAAAUGCCCAACCGUGCCACGGGUUUCUUCAUCCCAGGAUGUCUUUUCUGAUCAAAGCUCACUGUCAUUUGUCAAGCAGAAUAAUUCUGCAAGCCUUGCAACUUCUGAUGAAGGAAAACAGGGGACUAUGGCAAAUCUAGGAACGAUGAGGAGUGUAGAAACUCAGGCAUCUAGCAAGAAAGACCUCCGUUCUAGGAGGACCUCAUCUUGCAAUGAUGCUGCAGUGUCUGAAGCAUCAUUCAUUGAGAUUCUAAAGAAGCCGGUUCUACGUGGGAUUGAGGCAGCUAACAGCACUUCUUUGGAACCAUCUGAUGGUGCAACACAAGCUGGACGAAGUGGCAAGAAGAAAGGGAAAAAGGGAAGACAGAUUGAUCCUGCUCUACUGGGUUUCAAAGUCACCAGCAACCGUAUAAUGAUGGGUGAGAUCCAACGCCUUGAUGAUUGACAGCCUCCACUUACUUUGUACAUUCCAUGUAAAUCCUCUAACCUUUCUUUUGUAGGUAAAUUGUUGUACAGCAUAUUUGAGUAGCAUAGGCAAUUGAUUAAAUUUUUUUUUUCUGAAAAAGAAUUAGUUUUUGUUCGAAGAAGCAACAUGUGUGAUCACUUUUUGUUUCUGUAAGAAUUAGGCUCACGAUGCCUAAAUAAUGUCCAGUUGCAUUAUGGAAUUAGCUUUGUUAUUGGGGGCGUAAA
Messenger RNA from Gossypium arboreum, 5564 nucleotides. RefSeq lists its product as uncharacterized. NCBI's taxonomy places the organism in Eukaryota, Viridiplantae, Streptophyta, Magnoliopsida, Malvales, Malvaceae. The coding region runs from base 274 to 5319 and encodes 1681 amino acids. The transcript has 11 exons. Gene Ontology annotation, molecular function: protein binding. The record is from RefSeq and is a predicted model, not a curated record.